AUUUUUAUCUGUUCCAAACAGAUUAAUAAUAGAUCAUUUCUUAGCUCUUUGAGAUUGAUCUCGUAGGAAGUUUGUAAGGAAAAACCUGCGAUAUGUAUAAAUGAAUAUUGAUGGAUGAACAGAACGUCAAAAUUCUAUACACGUUCAGUUUUGAAACUGGAUAAGAAUACGUGGACGAUUUUUCAAACCCAUCGCUCUAAUUGUAAGAAAAAAGUAUGGACAUCACUUUGGAUGACAGAUUAAACGUAUUGCAACAAAUUAGUCAAAGAAAAUUUGUUGAAAUAUUGGACUCUAUUCCUGGAACGAAAGACUUGGUGAUAGAGCAGAGGCUUAUGAAAAUCUUGGACAGUUUCAUAGGAGUUUCUGUUCUUAAACGCUAUGGAGUUGAAAAAAUCUAUAAAAUGGAACAAGGCUUGAAGCUUUCAAAUUCUCAACACGUAUUUCUAGUUUCAAGCGACCUGAUCGCUUGCAAGAGGGUGUUAGAUCAAAUACAGUCAGAGAUUUCUCUGAAUAUCAGACCGUGCUUGCAGCCGAGUCAUCAUAUACUGGUCGCUCCAUUUGUACCCACUGUCCUUAAUUCGAUUAUCGAAGAAGAGGGCUUAUCCGGAUUGGUUACAUUGCAAACACUCUGCUGGGAAUUCAUAAGAUUAGACGGAAACAUCUUAUCUCUAGAAAAUCCUAUGUUUACUGAUCUCUAUUAUCAUAAAGAUACCACCCUACUACCAGCAUUGGCGCACUGCUUAUGGUCACUGCAACUGAUAAUUGGUGCACCUAAACUAACAGUGUCCCUUGGAAAGUACAGUCAACAAGUACUGAACAUUAUCGAGUCAAUGAAACAAUGUUUAGGCUCGUCAAAUAUAGAAAAUGAAAUAGGAGCUUUAAUUCUAAUGGACAGGAAUUGUGAUCUAGCCACGUCCCUUUUAACUCCAGUAACGUAUGCUGGAUUAUUACAGGAAGUUGUAGAUGUAAACGUUGGAACAGGUGUUUUAGGAAAAUCUCAAACCAAAUUGGAUCCGGAUAAAGAUCAGAUUUAUGGAGAAGUUAGGGACACGCCAUGCAGUGAUGUUUUCCCCAUUUUGCAUGGAAAAGCUAAAUCUCUAAAAUCCGAGCAAGAUGCGAUACAAACGAUGAAGCUGUCCGAAAUGGAGAGAUACGUGACGACAAGAUUACAAAAGACCAGAGAUCUGACGCGUCAGCUUGCUUUUCACAUUUCUGCCUGCCAGCUUAUCGCGGAUACAUUAGGCUCGGAUUUUCAAACUCUGCAGAAAAUAGAAAAAUGUGUGCUUGAAUGCAAAGAGAGGAAAGAAUGUUUCAAUCACAUUGAAAGAUACAUAGACGAUCAUCCAUUAAGAACUUUGCGUUUGUUAUGCUUAUUAUCUAUCGCUAGUGAUGGUCUUACACAGAGUGAAUUGCACUCUGUUCAAAAACUUCAUCUUCACGCACACGGUUACAAGCAUAUACCAUUAUUCUACAAGCUACAGAGUAUAGGUUUACUGAAGUGCAGGGCAGAGAAUAUUCUGUACAAAUUACCGAACUGGACUAGCGAGUGGAAUAGCAAUGCACAAAAAUUGAAGCUCCUACCGAGUGCCUCGAAACAAGCUGAACAGAAAGGUCGUUCGUGCCCCAGUUAUGUAUUCAAUAACGCUUACAUACCUCUAAUCGCUCAAAUAUUAAAUGCUAUUGUAAAUCAAGAUAAGGAGCCGAAAAAUCUUGAAGAGAUAGCUAAUUUAUCCAACAGUGUUAUAAGCGGUCAACGUGGUCCAUUGUUACCAAAGAUGGUGGUGAUAUGUAUUAUAGGAGGUAUCACUUAUGCUGAAAUAACAGCUUGCAGAUUCAUAGAAAAAUCAACCGGAAUUCGACUAGUCCUUGCGUCUGAUAGUGUAAUAACUGGUAAUAAGAUGCUCGAAAAAGUACAAGAAAUCUGAACAUUAAAAAUAAUUUAUAUGAAAAAUAAAAUGUUUUUAUAUACAAUGAGAGGCAAAAAUAAAUGGACACCGUUCAAAAUAGAAUUGGACUAAAUAACUUGAGGUUUUUUUAGAAGCUAUAAAAAUUAAUUUUCAUCAUUUUAAAAAAUUACAUAUUUUAUAGCUUCUCAAAAAACCUCAAUUUUAACCAAAGUAUUCCACUUUGAACAGUUCUGCCUCUCACUGUAUAUAAAAAAUUGCAAAUAUGGAAGUACGGAUAUUUCAAUAAAGACUGAAUUAAUAUA
This is a messenger RNA of Osmia lignaria (orchard mason bee), 2209 nucleotides long. RefSeq names its product vacuolar protein sorting 33B (gene Vps33B). Gene Ontology annotation, biological process: vesicle-mediated transport. The record is from RefSeq and is a predicted model, not a curated record. Lineage: Eukaryota; Metazoa; Arthropoda; Insecta; Hymenoptera; Megachilidae.